AUGCGUGUCUCGCCCUGGAUCCCAUUGUUGCUGCCUCUUGUGGCGGCCGUGCCGCACAAUGCUAUCCUUGACGCUAUUAAUCGUCGCCAAUUACCCCUGGAGCCUACUGGUGUUAAGACAAUUAAAACAGCCAAUAACGUUACGAUUCGCUACAAGGAGCCUGGCAAGGAGGGUGUUUGUGAGACGACUCCCGGUGUCAAAUCCUAUGCCGGUUAUGUCGACCUCUCGCCUACAGAGCAUACUUUCUUUUGGUUCUUCGAGGCGCGCCAUGAUCCUAAAAAUGCACCGAUUACGUUGUGGCUCAAUGGUGGUCCCGGAAGCGAUUCUCUGAUUGGGUUGUUUGAGGAAUUAGGACCUUGUCGCAUUAACAAGGACAAUGAAUCUGAGAUUAACCCUCAUUCGUGGAAUGAGGUUUCGAAUAUGCUUUUCCUGUCUCAGCCGCUGGGUGUUGGCUUCUCAUAUGCCGAAAAGGCGCCUGGUACACUUAACCCUAUUACAGGUGUAUUCGAAGAUGCAGACUUUGCGGGCGUUGAUGGUCGGUAUCCAGUCAUUAAUGCCACCAAGAUUGAUACAACCAAUCUCGCUGCCAAAGCUACCUGGGAGGUCUUGCAGGGAUUCCUGGGUGCUCUCCCCAAGCUGGACUCGAAGAUCAAGUCGAAGAGUUUCAACCUGUGGACUGAAAGUUAUGGAGGACACUACGGCCCUGCAUUCUUCGACCACUUCUACAAAGAGAACGAGAAGAUCGCCAACGGCACUCACAAAGGCAUCCAACUUGAAUUCAACACCCUCGGCAUUAUAAACGGAAUCAUCGACGAAGGAAUCCAAGCCCGUCACUACCCCGAAUUCGCCGUGAACAACACCUACGGCAUCAAGGCUGUCAACGACACAGUCUACAACUACAUGAAAUUCGCCAACGAAAUGCCAAACGGCUGCCAGGACCAAGUCCAAUCCUGCAAACUGACAAACCGCACUUCCCUAGCCGACUUUGCCAUCUGCACCGAAGCAACCAACAUGUGCCGCGACAAUGUCGAGGGCCCUUACUACGCGUUUGGCGAGCGAGGCGUCUACGACAUCCGCCAUCCAUACGCUGACCCAACCCCAGAAGGCUACUACAGCAACUACCUGGCAAAAGACAGUGUAAUGAACGCCCUAGGUGUCGACGUGAACUACACGCAAUCCAACAACGAAGUCUACUUCGCCUUCCAACAAAAAGGCGAUUUCGUCUGGCCCAAUUUCCUCGAAGAUCUAGAAGAUAUCCUCUCCCGCCCCGUCCGCGUCGCGCUUAUCUAUGGCGACGCCGAUUACAUCUGUAACUGGUUUGGUGGGGAGGCCGUUUCGCUGGCCACGAAGUACGAGCAUAGUGCGCAGUUUGCGAAGGCUGGUUAUGCGCCUUUCCGUGUUGGGGGUGUUGAGUAUGGUGAGACCCGGGAAUACGGGAAUUUUUCGUUUACGCGGGUUUAUGAAGCUGGGCAUGAGGUUCCUUAUUAUCAGCCUGUUGCUUCGUUGCAGUUGUUUAAUCGGACUUUGUUUGGGUGGGAGUUGCCGGACGGGGAGAAGAAGCUCACGGCUGGGUUUGGGUCUGAGGGGUCUGCUAGGGCUACUCAUACGCAGUCGUCGGUUCCUUUGCCUUCUGCUACGAAGGCUGAGUUGUUUUAA
Messenger RNA from Penicillium canescens, 1656 nucleotides. RefSeq lists its product as uncharacterized. The record is from RefSeq and is a predicted model, not a curated record. Gene Ontology annotation, molecular function: serine-type carboxypeptidase activity. The transcript is spliced from 6 exons. Gene Ontology annotation, biological process: proteolysis. Lineage: Eukaryota; Fungi; Ascomycota; Eurotiomycetes; Eurotiales; Aspergillaceae. Bases 1 to 1656 code for a protein of 551 amino acids. Gene Ontology annotation, cellular component: fungal-type vacuole.